Molecule: messenger RNA, 3834 nt
Organism: Closterium sp. Naga37s-1
Lineage: Eukaryota; Viridiplantae; Streptophyta; Zygnematophyceae; Desmidiales; Closteriaceae
Source: the annotation of a GenBank genome assembly
AUGCUGGCAGCUCUAAAGCCGUGCUUACCACGGCGCCUCAAUCGUGUCCUCUGCACCGCAUUGCACCCAUCCGCAGCGCACCGCGCGCUCCAGCCCGUCCAGUACCGAGUCUUAGUCCUCUGGGAUCAGGCUCAGGCCGCCGCCGGAACAGCAUGGAUCCGCGGAUUCACCGCAAAUUCCGGCGGAGAUUCAGGGAACGGGAAUAAUGCGGGAGGCAAGAAGGGGGAUUCGGCGGCGGACGUGCCGAUUUCAAGCGAGAAAGGGGAUUCUGCGCGAAGGGGCCUUGCGGCGGAAGUAGCUGCGGAAGGCGGAGGGGAAUCCGCGCGCGUGGCCGAAGCAUCGGCGGAAGGGGCGGGGGAAGCGGCGGGGGAAGCCGCCGCUAGUGAGGCGUCGGCGGAAGCAGUGGGGGAGGAAGUCGCAGCGGAUGCCGUAGCGCACGCUGGGUAUCAUGGCGCCCGGCGCGGCCGCAUCAGACGGCGUGAUUCGCGGAUCAGAUCCGCCACGGAAGUCAGGGGAGCCUCUUCCGCUCCCGCUGCAGCGGCUGCGAACGCUGAGGUGGCUGCGCGGGGGGGAGAUUCCGUGGGGGCAAAUGGUGUGGGAAAUGCUGGCGCGUCCGCGGAGGGCGGGGCGGAAUUCGUAAUGGGGGAAGGCGCAGCGGGGGAAGGAGCGGGGGAAGGCGGGGGACUGGCGGAAGAGACGUCCAUCGUCCCCGCGGGUCCGCGCCCCGAGCAUUACCCCAAAAACCCCAAGCUGGUGGCGGCGCUGCAGGCGCUCAAGGCGCAAGGCACGCCCUAUGUGGGCGCAUUCCUAGUUCGGGACGACCAUGCCGCUGCUGCUUCUUCUUCUGCCGCUCAUCCUUCAGCUAGCGCGGCUGGAACAGCAGGAGCAGAGGGAGCAGAUGGGGCAAACGGAGCAGCCACAAGCAGCAGCAGUGACAGGCGCGAGUUGGGGCCGGAGAGGAGUGACGUUGAUGCAGGUGAUCAAGCCACCUCUGUCCUCCUGCCGCACUCCUCCCCCUCCUCCCUCUCCUCCCCCUCCUUCCCCUCCUCCCUCCUCUCCCCUUCCCCUCUGCAGGUGAUGCAGGUGAUCAAGCCACUGGACGGCGACUCAGCGCAGGUGAUCAAGCCACUGGACGGCGACUCAGCACAGGUGCUGCUGAUGGGGCACCGGCGCCUGAGGCUGACAGGCAUGGUGGGGGACGACCCGCUCACUGUCACCGUUGACCAUGUCAAGGUGGGAUGCGGUGGAGGUGGGUUUGGGUGGGAGAGCUGGUGGAGUGGCAGUGCUGCUGAUGGGGCACCGGCACCUGAGGCUGACAGGCAUGGUGGGGGACGACCCACUCACUGUCACCGUGGACCAUGUCAAGGUGGGGAUGGGUAUGUGACGGUGGGGAUGGGUGUCAAGGACUUGCCGUACAACAGCAACAGUGUGAUGAUAAAGGCCACAGUGAUGGAGGUGGUGAGCACGCUCAAGGAUCUCGUGAGGCACAACCCGCUGUACAAGGAGCACAUCGCCAUGUUCGUGCAGCACGUGGGGGAGUUCAACGCCUCAAGAAUGGCGGAUUUUGGUGCCGCGCUUACGACCGCCGAUGAACCGACACUCCAGUCGGUUCUGGAAGAGCUGGACGUGGGCAAGCGGCUAUCGCUUGCACUCAUGCUGCUCAAGAAGGAAUUAGAACUUGCCAAGCUGCAGGCGAACAUCGCCAAGGGCGUGGAGGAGAAACUGGCGGGGGAGAGCCGCCGGUACAUGCUCAUGGAACAGCUCAAGGCCAUCAAGAAGGAGCUGGGGUUGGAGAAAGACGACAAAACUGCACUCAUCGGUCGUUUCAAGGAGAAGCUUCAGCCGUUUCAGCAGCACUGCCCGCCAGCAGCCAUGCAGGUGAUAGAGGACGAACUGGCCAAGCUACAAGGACUGGAGGCGAGCUCGUCUGAGUUCAACGUGACACGGAACUACCUCGACUGGCUCACGUCCAUCCCCUGGGGGCACUACAGCGAGGAGAAUCUGGACGUGGUGCGGGCACAGCAGGUGCUGGAUGCGGACCAUUAUGGGCUGACGGACGUGAAGGAGCGCAUUCUCGAGUUCAUUGCUGUUGGCAGGCUCAAAGGCAGCACGCACGGCAAGAUCAUCUGUCUGGUGGGCCCACCAGGAGUGGGGAAGACGUCCAUUGGUCGCUCUAUUGCCAACGCGCUGGACCGCAAGUUCUACCGCUUCUCUGUGGGAGGGCUGUCUGACGUGGCAGAGAUCAAGGGUCACCGGCGCACAUACGUGGGCGCCAUGCCAGGCAAGAUGGUGCAGUGCCUCAAGUCCACAGGGGUGGCCAACCCUCUCGUGCUCAUUGACGAGAUCGACAAGUUGGGUAGGGGCCAUGCAGGGGACCCAGCAGGAGCGCUACUGGAGAUGCUUGAUCCGGAGCAGAAUGCGUCGUUCCUUGACCACUAUCUGGACGUGCCGCUGGACCUCUCCAAGGUGCUCUUUGUGUGCACGGCCAACAUGCUGGAGACCAUCCCAGCACCCCUCCUGGAUCGCAUGGAGGUGAUUCGCCUGGUGGGGUACAUCUCAGACGAGAAGACCCACAUCGCUAGAGGGUACCUGGAACCAGCUGCUCGCUCUGGGUGUGGCGUGAAGCCAGAACAGGUGCUGGUGACGGAUAAUGCACUGCACUCACUCAUUGAGACGUAUUGUAGGGAAGCGGGCGUGAGGAACCUUCAGAAACACAUCGAGAGGAUCUACCGCAAGGUGGCAUUGAAGAUAGUGCGUAGGGAGGGGGAGAGGGAGGAGCGAAGGAAGGUAGCUGUGGCAGCAGCAGCAGGACUACUGGAGGAUGGGGAAGAGGACAAGGAUUCUGAUGGGGGGGAGGGGCUGGAGGAGAGGAGGGACGAAGGGGAAAGGAGGGGUGAGGGAGAGAGGCGGGGAGAGAAGGAAGGGCCAGGGGCCAUUGAUGGGGGCGGGGAGGAGGGUAAGCAGGGCAAGGAGAGGGAGAAUGAGGCUGGGAAGGAGGCUGAAAUUGUGGCUAAGGAGGGUGUGAAGGAGGAAAGGGAGAGGAUAGUGGUGGACGAGGGCACGUUGGUGGAGUAUGUGGGGCAGCCGGUGUUUCAGAGCGAGCGCAUGUAUGAUGAGACGCCAGUGGGUGUGGUCAUGGGGCUGGCAUGGACGGCCAUGGGGGGAUCGACGCUCUACGUGGAAGCCACAGUCAUUGAGCAGGCAGCGGAAAGAGGCAGCCUUGAGCUGACGGGCCAGCUGGGAGACGUGAUGAGGGAAAGCGCCACCAUAGCCCAUACAGUCGCGAGGCAAAUCCUCACGCGGGCCGACCCUGGCAGCGAGUUCUUCCGAAAGGCGCACAUGCACAUGCACGUGCCGGCUGGGGCCACGCCCAAGGACGGCCCGAGUGCCGGCUGCACCAUGAUCACUGCCAUGCUGUCUCUGGCACUGGGGCGGCAUGUGCGGGCGGAUCUGGCCAUGACUGGCGAAGUGACCUUGACUGGCAGAGUCCUGCCGAUUGGAGGGGCGUAUGAGAAGGAGCGGCCAAUACACUUGAGAGCUUCGUUUCCUGUCGCUCACUGCCCACCCUUCCCACAGGUGAAGGAGAAGACCAUAGCCGCUCGCCGCAAUGGUGUGAAGCUGCUUGUGUUCCCCAAGGCCAACCGCAAAGACUAUGAGGAGCUGCCAGAGCAUGUGCGGGAGGGGCUGGAUUCGUGGUUCGUGGAGCACUACGAUGAGAUCUUUCAGCUUGCGUUUGGACGGCGGGUGGAGGAAAUGGGUGCUGCAGAGGUGGUGGCUGAUGCUGUGGCUGUUGAACCGCAGAGGGAGAAGGCAGGUGCUAUCAUUGCAUCUUGA